Ascoidea rubescens DSM 1968 is the source of this 840-nucleotide messenger RNA. RefSeq lists its product as uncharacterized. The record is from RefSeq and is a predicted model, not a curated record. The transcript has a single exon. NCBI's taxonomy places the organism in Eukaryota, Fungi, Ascomycota, Saccharomycetes, Ascoideales, Ascoideaceae. Bases 467 to 835 code for a protein of 122 amino acids.
AAAGAAACCCAUAUCAUUCAACUAUGCAGUGCUUGUUCACUCUCGCAAAACGCAAAUGUCUGACUUGAUAUCAUUAAAUCAACUUUAGGUGGGCUUUUGCCAAUAGCGAGUUGGUAUUUGCAGUCUUUUGUAUAGCUGCAUUACUUUAUCUCAGGAGCUGGGUUGGGCUAGUGAUUGAUAGUGAAUUUUUUGGCAAUUUUCUUUUUGCUGCCAAUUGACUUUUCCAGGCAUUUUCUCAUGUUAUAUUUUAUUAAUAUAAAAGAAGAGUGAUUCUCUAUCUCUCUGUCUUUUGCUUUUAUUUAUUUAUUUGCCUGUUUAUCCAUCUAUACCACACAAACAAUUCAAUUCAAUUCAAUCCAUUUAAUCCACUCAAUCUCAGUUCUCUUAACUAAUCUCAUCUGUUUGAUUUAUUUCACUCAACCUCAACCUCAAUCUCAAUCUCACUAUCUCAUACAAUUCUCCAAUAAUGUGUCGCAGAGCUAUUUGUCCAUUUUGUCGUCAAAGAUCUUGGUCUCCCUGCGACGUUCCUGAAGCUUCUCAUGUUCACCAAGUCAUGGAUUCCUCUCCCAAAGACACCUGGUGCUGUUGCAAAAACGUCAGCGAUGAUUUGAUCGAAUCUAACGACGAUUUAAGAAUCGCUUAUCCUCCAAGAUCUGGUACUGGUCAUGCAAGAAGACUAUCUUUUUCUUCUUCGUCCUCUUUCUCAGGCGAAAGACCCUUUCACUUCAGAACAACGUCGACUAGCUCAGCUACUCAUGAAGAUGCUAUCUUAGACGAAGAAGAACCAGCUAUUCCAACUCUGCGUUUUGGCAUUCAAAGAGUCAGAGCCUUAUAAAGCCC